AUGGGCACGAUCCUCGAUGUCCGGGAGCUGAUCCAGUUCCCCGGCGGCGACAACGCCACCGACGUUGCCUUUGGUGACAUCCACUUCAACAAAACCACCCUCGACCACUGGAACUACACUCUCUACUCCAACGGCACCUUGUCCAACCAGUCCUGGUGCAUGCUCGUCUUCGAGCCCUACACCCCGAAGCUCCUCUACCCCAACGGCACCUUCAUCAACGCGACGUGGUGCUGGACCGCCAUCCAGCCCAUCGGCCCCCGCGCCAAGAUCGGGCUCGGCUUCGCCGUCGCCUUCGCCCUGUGCCUCCUCGGCGUGCUCGUCUCCCUCGCCAAGCACGGCCGCCUCCUGCUGCCGGCCGAGAAGCGCUUCUACCCCAUCGGCCGCCGGUGGCAGUGGUACUGGGGCAUCCUGACCUCGGCCAUGGCCCUCAUCAGCCUCUUCACCAACGUCGACGUCGACCGCUACUACCUGCCCGAGCUGCCCAUCGUCCUCAACGUCUUCUUCUGGUUCAUCAUGCAGAUGUGCGCCAUGGCCGUCGUCUGGGAGGCCGUGCGCCACUGGGGCAGCUGGAUGGAGCGCCAGUUCAUCGACCCCAACCCCUUCGUGCUGCCCCAGGACGACCGCCGCGGCCAGUUCGAGUUCUGGCUGCCCCUGUGGUUCUACCUCUGGCUCUGGCUCAACUUCUUCAUGAUCGUGCCCCGCAACUGGGGCAACAUCGAGAUGCAGCGCGACGACGACCAGGCCCGCCUCGUCGCCGAGCCCACCGCCACCGACACCCGCUUCAAGGUCGCCGCCUUCUGCCUGCUCGUCUGCUGGCUCUCCGUCUGCGUCUCGCUGUGGCACUCCAUCAAGCACUACCAGCCCCGCAACCGCGGCCUCUGGAACCGCUUCCUCGGCAUCAUCCGCUUCACGCCGCUGCGCUUCAAGAUCAUCGUCCCGCUGGCCCUGGCCAUCGUGGCCUACCAGGCCCUCUCCGCCUGGAAGUUCCAGUGGUCCCCGCUCAAGCUGCACACCAACAACGCCGCCAUGUUCGCCGGCGGCUACCUGCCGGCCCUGCUCAUCCUCGCCACCCAGAUCUUUUUGUACGGGUGGCUCCACCCCAACGAGGACCGCGAGCUCAUCCGCCAGCGCCGCGUGCGCGGCCAGCAGCUCGACCGCGAGCUGGGCAUCGUGCACAAGCCCGCCUGGUGGCGCCGCGUCAACGGCGAGGUCUUCGGCUCCGAGAUGCACAUGCGCGACCGCAUCGCGCGCAACGUCGCCGAGGUCGGCGGCGGGCGCGCCACGGCCCGCAACAUCGACCGCGGGCUCGACGCGCAGGCCCGCUACGCCGAGCAGGUCGCCCGCCACCAGGAGGACGGCACCGAGAUGGACGACAUGGUGCCCAACCGCAACUACGCCGCGUCCACGGCCAGCGGCGCGUCCUCGACGACGCGCAAGGUCGCCCUCGCCACGGCCUACGCCGGCAAGUCGGACCGCCGCCGCCACGAGCGCACGAUGCAGGUCGCGGCCAGCAUGCUGUUCCCCGACGGCCCUCCGGACGACGGCACCUCGGACGCGGCGGUCGCGGCGAGGAGGCGCGAGAGGGAGGCGUUCAUCUCCGAGGACGGGCCCGCGCCGCCGCCGUACCAGGACCGCGGCAGGACGACGACUUCUGCCGGGUCCGGAGGCGCCGGCGGCAGGAGGCCCGGCACGGCGGAGCGGAGCACGAGUACCGGGACCACGGGCUCGCUGCAGGGCCCGCCGCAGCAGGUCAAGAGCAUGUUGGACAUUUAA
Thyridium curvatum is the source of this 1773-nucleotide messenger RNA. RefSeq lists its product as uncharacterized. The record is from RefSeq and is a predicted model, not a curated record. Bases 1 to 1773 code for a protein of 590 amino acids. Lineage: Eukaryota; Fungi; Ascomycota; Sordariomycetes; Thyridiales; Thyridiaceae. The transcript has a single exon.